Molecule: messenger RNA, 549 nt
Organism: Necator americanus (New World hookworm)
Lineage: Eukaryota; Metazoa; Nematoda; Chromadorea; Rhabditida; Ancylostomatidae
Exons: 3
Coding region: 1-549 (182 amino acids)
Source: RefSeq, a predicted model, not a curated record
AUGCAACUAGCGUUUCUGGACUUUGAAGCCGCAUUCGACUCUCCUCACCGAGGCCGUCUUUUCAACGCGCUCUGCGCCGAUGGAGUACCAGGAAAUGGAGUAAGACAAGGGGCAGUAGCAGGACCCUUCCUGUUCAACUUCGCUAUCGACGGCAUGCGAAGAACAGUCGACCAGUGUCCUGCCGACAUUGUCUUGGCACCAUCACGGUGCCCCUUGACUGAUCUCGAGCACGCCACGAUGUUGUUAUAUUUGCGGAAAGCAGUACGAAACUUCAACAUGUUGUCAACCUUGUAUGGAAGCUGGCUGCAGCCUAUGGACCACGUCUACGCCCUGAUAAAUGCAAGCAGAUGUGGAUGUCUUCGAGACCUCGAACGGGAAUCAGGGGUAUGUCACAAUGAACAUCUUUACGCAGAAAUUGAUGUGGUAUACCGGCGGAUGACACGUGGAAGAUAUCAACAUCUUGCCCCGCCAUCGAAAGUGGCUAAAGUAAAUCGUCUCCGCUUCUUUGGUCAUAUAUUAAGGAGACCGGCAGAUCGCCUUGUUCAGUGA